Messenger RNA from Haliotis rubra (blacklip abalone), 1736 nucleotides. RefSeq names its product zinc finger and SCAN domain-containing protein 21-like. Gene Ontology annotation, molecular function: RNA polymerase II cis-regulatory region sequence-specific DNA binding; DNA-binding transcription factor activity, RNA polymerase II-specific. Gene Ontology annotation, biological process: regulation of transcription by RNA polymerase II. The record is from RefSeq and is a predicted model, not a curated record. Bases 1 to 1530 code for a protein of 509 amino acids. The transcript has a single exon. Lineage: Eukaryota; Metazoa; Mollusca; Gastropoda; Lepetellida; Haliotidae.
AUGGUGAUGAGUCAGCUCCUUCAUCAUCGGAUGGGGUCGAGUCGAAGACAGAGCCGGAGUCCGGAAUCAAGCCCACGGUCUCUGCUGCCAUUCCCGCUCUUCCAGCCCUAUAGUACUUCACCACAAGAAGGCAGAAGAAGAUCUGGAACAUACAGCGACCAGGACGAACAGUUUCCAUUCUUCACAAAAGUUCAAUCCGAUGAAGGCUACUCGUCCUCUUUGACAUCCGACUCCAAGUCGAGGCUCUCCUGCGGCUCAGCAACAUCAUCCGAACGAUCCAAAAAUAUACAAGUUUCUCCAGAAUCUAAGUCUUCUCAAAUAUCUCCAGUGUUCGACGACAGUUCCAAAUCUUGCGACAGUUUCGGAAGUGCGAUCCAAAACAAAGAAGUAUCAUCCUCGGGUAUAACACCGGUGAUUUCUCUCGACGAGGAUUCCCAGAAAAGUGUUUCAAAAUUUCUGCCGUCUUUCUGUGACGAGAAAUCCAACUAUGGCUUGCCAGACAGUGACAUCGAGAUCAAGAUUGAACCAGAGGACAUAUCUUCUCCAACGUCGACGUGUACUUCACCGUUCCGCUCUGUCCGAUCAGUGGCCACCACAUCGGUCACUCCUAUAGAGGUUGACUUUACUACAGUGAAAGUGAAACAGGAAGUGGAAUCUCCGGUGAAAUUUAUGAACACCAACAGAGAUGUAAUGUGGGCAGUGAAACCAGAUGUCCAAUCCAAGUCCAAUUUUGUCCCAAGUCCGGAAAAGUCUAGUAGCGACUGUAGUUCUGACUACAAUCGGUUCCCAAUUCCAAUGUAUAAUCAGUCUUGGAACACCCACUACCAGGCAGUUCCCUCAAUCAUGCCCUUCACACCUCUAGAGUCCCAAAGCAAACCGAAAUCCAAGAAAACAGUCGGCAAGAAGCAACCUGUCAUGUCAAGUGAGAAUAUUCCAAUGUCCAUGCAGACGGAGGCAAUUGACUUGUCCAUUACAAAGAAAAGAAAGGCGACCACCCCCAAGAAAGACAGUAAGCAGAAACGAUUAAAGAAGGGUUCAGACACAGAGUGUGGUAUGAAACAAGGAACCAAAGCACCAAUACCAAUCCUUGACCAAAAACGAAUAUGGAAACGUGACCCAAACCACACAAAGGUCCUCCAAGAAUCCGCAAACCACACAAAGGUCCUCCAAGAAUCCCCAAACCAGAACGUCUCUGCCCCGACAACUACAGAAAAGCCCAGCACAAGAAGACUCCCGGUGGUUAAACAAACACGCGUGAAGUCGGACAAAGUGAAGACCUUUCAGUGCAAUAGAUGUGAUAAGACAUACUCUCAGCGGUCAUCGCUUCACACACACAUGCGCAUCCACACUGGAGUCCGCCCAUAUGUAUGCAAAGACUGCGAUCGAUCUUUCACAGAUUGUUCCACGUACAUAAAGCAUUGUCGUCUUCAUACAGGAGAGAAGCCAUAUGCGUGUGGAGUUUGUGGUCGAUGUUUCACACAGUCCGGGAACAUGAUGCGACAUCAGCAGAAGUGUAAAGGAAGCGCAUGAAUGCCUUCAAUGUAAAACCAGUUCGACAGUGCUUGUCCCCGGAAUUCAGACAUAGACUAUGUCAACCGAUGUGUGUUUUGUUGUUGAAGGGGAACUUUGUGUGAUGUGCACAAACGACUUUACAUAUUUAUGAUUUUAAUCACCCACAGACAAAAGUUUAUAUUAUAAUGUCAUUUGUACAGUCGAAUCGAUGUUUUUAAUUCAUU